UGUUAGCUAACCGCCAUUAAAACCUCAAAGAAAAAGAAGCGAUACAGACCAUGUUGUCGAGCACAGAGCUAAAGCUAAUCUGUCCUUUCACUUUGUGUUGACGUGGUAACGGUGUGUUGUUAUCAGUUUGGGGGGGGGGAUAUCUCCACAUAUUCAUGAAACUAACCUAGCAAAAAAUAGUGCUACUAAAAGCGAGAAGUCAUGCUGGACUUUGCCAUCUUUGCUGUCACGUUUGUCAUCAUUUUGGUCGGCGCUGUUCUCUAUUUGUACCCGUCAUCCAGAAGGGCCUCCGGCGUCCCAGGUCUCAAUCCUACAGAUGAGAAGGAUGGGAACCUGCAGGACAUUGUGAACAAAGGCAGUCUACAUGAGUUCCUGGUCAGUCUGCAUCAGCAGUUUGGGUCGGUGGCGUCGUUCUGGUUCGGCGGGCGGCCAGUGGUCAGCCUGGGCUCCGUGCACCAGCUACGGCAACACAUCAACCCCAACCACACCACUGACUCCUUUGAGACCAUGCUGAAGUCGUUGCUAGGUUACCAGACCGGAAUGGGAGGCGGGGCCACCGAGACCAUAAUAAGGAAGAAGGUGUACGAAAGUGGCAUCAACAACAUGUUGAAGAACAACUUCCCGCUUGUGCUCAAGCUGUCGGAGGAGCUUGUAGAAAAGUGGAAGUCCUUCCCGGACUCCCAGCACACCCCCCUGUGCGCCCACCUGCUGGGUCUGGCCAUGAAGACGGUCACCCAGCUGGCUCUGGGCGAGAGCUUCCAAGACGACGCCAAGGUCCUUUCCUUCUGCAAGAACCACGACGCGAUCUGGUCAGAAAUUGGAAAAGGCUACUUGGACGGCUCCCUGGAGAAAAGCGCCAGCAGGAAAGGACGUUACGAGAAGGCUCUGUCAGAGAUGGAGUCGGUGCUGUUGUCAGUGGCGAAGGAGAGGAAGGCCCAGAGGACGCAGACGGCGUUUGUGGACACUCUGCUCCAGUCCAGCCUCACAGAACGACAGAUCAUGGAGGACUGUAUGGUUUUCACUUUGGCCGGCGGCGUCAUCACUGCCAACUUGUGUGUCUGGGCACUUCACUUCCUGUCCACCUCAGAAGACGUUCAGGACAAACUUCAUCAGGAGCUGGAGGAGGUUUUGGGUUCUGACCCAAUUUCCUUGGACAAGAUCCCUCAGCUCAGAUACUGCCAACAGGUCCUCAACGAGACGGUGAGGACUGCCAAGCUGACCCCCAUCGCAGCUCGGCUUCAGGGAGUGGAGGGCAAAGUCGAUCAACACGUCAUCCCCAAAGAGACUUUGGUCAUCUACGCUUUGGGAGUGGUCCUGCAGGAUUCUGACACCUGGAACGCCCCGUACAGGUUUGACCCGGAUCGAUUUGAGGAGGAGUCCACCAGGAAGAGUUUCUGUCUGCUCGGAUUCUCAGGGAAUCAAACAUGCCCAGAACUCAGGUUUGCCUACACCGUCGCUACGGUCCUGCUCAGCACGUUGGUGCGCCAGCUGAAGCUUCACCCGUUGAAGGGACAGGUCACGGAAGUCCGAUCUGAGCUGGUAUCCACACCUAAGGACGAAACCUGGAUUACCGUCAGCAGAAAAGGCUAAAACUAUUCUUUAAAAAAAAAAAAAAUUAAAUUGCUGGGGGGCGGAGCUGUUUCUAAAAAUAUAGAUAUAUUCUGUAUAUAUUUAACAUCUUGAUUAAAGGAAUUACCACCACAGUAUUUUCAAAAUGUUG
This is a messenger RNA of Etheostoma cragini (Arkansas darter), 1720 nucleotides long. RefSeq names its product cytochrome P450 20A1 (gene cyp20a1). Gene Ontology annotation, molecular function: iron ion binding; heme binding; monooxygenase activity. Bases 202 to 1590 code for a protein of 462 amino acids. The transcript is spliced from 13 exons. NCBI's taxonomy places the organism in Eukaryota, Metazoa, Chordata, Actinopteri, Perciformes, Percidae. The record is from RefSeq and is a predicted model, not a curated record. Gene Ontology annotation, cellular component: membrane.